CGAGUUCUGUUCACGUUUUUAGUGGAGAGACUUCUCCAUGGGCUUUUUCAACAUUCUCAGGCUUGCACUGGCAGAUGCCGCGAAAUGUGCUGUGUGUACCAUUCGCACCGACGGUGGUGGUGGAGGGGGGAUGGCGAAACAGUUUCCUCGGACUUUUUCAAUGUUGGAAGGUGAUCUAAACGUGCCACGAGGGAUUGAUUUAAACGGCAUCUAGAUAACGAUAAACGAACACAUGGUGGCGACAGGUCUUCCUUCAGGAUGGGUAAUCAAGAUGUCCCGCUCCCAUAACAGGGAGUACUACUACAACCAAUCUACAAAGGAAUCCGUAUGGGAACCACCCGCAGGCACGGAUCUGGAGCAGCUGAACAAGUAUCACAACCAGCCAACCAAGGUCAGAGCAAGCCAUCUGCUGGUGAAGCACAGUGGGUCAAGACGCCCGGCGUCUUGGAAAUCAGAACACAUCACAAGAUCAAAACAAGAGGCAAUUGACAUCCUGAAACAGCACCAGCAGAGAAUACUCAACGGUGAGGCAACGCUGGAGCAGAUUGCCACCACGGAAUCGGACUGCUCAAGCGCAAAGAGAGGCGGUGACUUGGGAUUCUUCGAAAGAGGUCAAAUGCAACCUGCUUUCGAGGAAGCUGCAUUUGGCUUAGACGUUGGUGAGAUGAGUGACAUUGUGGAGACAGACUCCGGUGUUCAUUUAGUGCUGAGAACAGCUUAA
Molecule: messenger RNA, 721 nt
Organism: Williopsis jadinii
Lineage: Eukaryota; Fungi; Ascomycota; Saccharomycetes; Phaffomycetales; Wickerhamomycetaceae
Gene: ESS1
Product: peptidylprolyl isomerase ESS1
Exons: 2
Coding region: 233-721 (162 amino acids)
Cellular component (GO): nucleus; cytosol
Molecular function (GO): protein binding; peptidyl-prolyl cis-trans isomerase activity
Source: RefSeq, a predicted model, not a curated record